AUGGCCUUUUCAGCUGUCAGAAGCACCUCUUCUCGCUUCCCGAAGGUUGAGAGGCUUGGUCACGAGGCGGUGUCAGUGAAGAACCAGCCGUGGUUGAUCACAGACAGCGCCUCCGCACAAGUGCGGGCACUGUUUGCGCAGCUGGUGAGGGCAAGUCCCGACAACAUCGCUCUGGCACCAUCCACCUCCUAUGCGAUCUCACAGGCGGCGCACAACAUCGCAAGGUCUGGAAGAGUUUCAGCAGGUGACGUGAUCCUUGUACUCCAGAACCAGAUGAGCUCCAAUGUCUAUGCGUGGCAGCGCCUCUGUCGUGAGAGCGGCGCCCGCUUGGUGGCUAUCCCAGAGCCACAGGAACAAACGGAGGAGGAAUCUGUGGAGCGUCGGCCAAAGCGCCAGCGAACAGAUUCCUCGAUGUCUGGGAUGACCUUAUCCCCUUGGGACGAAGCGCUGGAAACUGCAGUCCGACUCCAUGCCCAGCGCUCCCGGAUUGCGGUGGUCGCUGUGCCCCACUUUUUGUGGACCGACGGUUCAGGGCCGAUCAACUUGCACCGACUUCGAUCCGUGCUGGACGAGGUUGCGUGGGGCCGACGAACAGUCCUGGUUGUAGACGCUACGCAAUCUUUAGGCGUGGUGCCUAUUCAGGCAGAGUCCUGGGGCAUUGACUGGCUGGCCUGCUCCGUGCACAAGUGGCUCUUCGGGCCGUACGGUUUAUCCCUGGUGUACGUUUCACCCGAGUGGAGCCAGGACGCCGCAACUGAGCCCAUAGUCCAGGAUGAACACAACCGUCUCGGUGCAGAUGGAGACGUUUGCCUUCCCUUUGACCUUGAGAGACCAGGUUACUCGGAAGACUUUCAAGAGGGUGCGAGAAAGUUCGACGCGGGCGGUCGCGUCAAUCCCAUAUUGAUGCCAAUGGUUGCCGGUGCUUUGAAACAGGUUCUCGAGUGGCAUCCAGAUCGCAUUGGUGCCGCACUCGCACCCCUCACGGCGCAGUGCGCCGAAGGAGCCGCCAGAUUGGGCCUCCAAGUGCCAUCUUCGCAUGCGCCACACUUUGUUGGAGUGGGCCCAAGUUCAGAGGAUAUCGGACGUGAACUACUGCACGGUGAAGGUGAGGCAACUGCGCGAAACCGAUCGCAAGCUGCGGAGAGGUGGGCUGAUGCUGCCGCCGCAUACUUGAAGAGACACAGCAUUCACGUGUCCUCCAGGGCUGGAGUUCUGCGCGUGUCGCCACAUCUUUACAACACAUCGAGUGACGUCCAAGCCUUCCUCGACAAGCUGGCAUUUUUCAGGCGCAACCGGCCGAGCUAG
Molecule: messenger RNA, 1305 nt
Organism: Symbiodinium sp. CCMP2592
Lineage: Eukaryota; Dinophyceae; Suessiales; Symbiodiniaceae
Source: the annotation of a GenBank genome assembly